CUUGAAAACGAUUUUCACGUCAUUGAUUUUUUUCCCCGCAAAUUUAAAACAAUUAGACACAGUGUAAAAUGUUGCCAGACUAUUUAAAAGACGGUAUCCAUAAAAUUGCCAAAACCGAAGGAUUCAUUGAUUAUGGUAUCGAAAUGAAGGCUGGCUCAAAUCAUGGUGAUAAUUUUUUCGGCGUCCUGAUUGCAGUCACGUUGUCUGGUACACGACGUCAACAAAACGGAGACAUUCAAUCGGAUGAACUUCAUUUGCUGUGCAAAACACCGCCAACGAAUGAACUUCAAGAAAAAGACAUCAGCUUAACGGUGACAUUCAAUCGUGAAAUUUUUAUGUACACGAAAAUAUUGCCAGCAUUCGUUCAAUUUCAACGUGAACGUGGAUUGAAUGAAGCCGACUCAUUUGUAUCAUUUCCAAAGAUGUUUGCGUGUGAAAAGAACGAGGAAAAUGGAUUGUGUAGUUUAAUUAUGGAAGAUUUGCGUCCGAAAAAUUUUCAAAUGUGGCCCAAGGAACAAACAGUCCCAUUAGAACAUGAGCUAUUCGUUAUGCGUGAACUGGGUAAAUUUCAUGCGGUGUCAUUCACGAUGAAAGAUCAAAAACCAAACGACUUUCGCGAAUUCAAACAACUUAAAGAUAUACUUUAUAAUGUUAUUUCUAAAAAAAAACCAUUCAAAUCAGCAUUGCAAAAAUUAAUGGAUCGUGUCGUUGACACACUGGAGAAGCCCGAGCACAAAAAACUCAUGCAAAAUUUCCGAGACAGUUUUACGGAAAGAAUGGAUAAAUUGAAAUCGGAUCCAUAUUGCGAUGAAUUUGGUAUAUUAACGCACGGUGAUUGCUGGAAUAAUAAUUUCAUGUACCAAUAUAGCAAUGAGAAGAAGCCGUUGAAUUCAGUUUACAUCAUCGAUUGGCAACUUUCUCAUUAUUCUCCACCUGUAAUUGAUCUACUCUACAAUAUUUUCUCGGGAACCGAUCGUGAAUUGCGCACUCAGCAUUAUGAAACGUUGUUGAAAACAUACCAUACAUCAUUGAGCGAAACAAUAAAAAAGCUCGGAAGCGAUCCGGACAAAUUGUAUUCGUAUGAUAAUUUGACAAUGCAAAUGAAAAAGUACGGUGAAUAUGCAUUGUUAUACGGGCCAUGGAUUGUUGCGCUUAGGUUGGCCAAAGGAAAGGACAUAAUGAAUGUGGACGAAUAUAUUGAAAGUAUUGCACGAAACGAAAAUGUUGAAAUGAUCGGUAUAUUUGACGAUGAAACUCAAGCCGAAUUCAGUCGAGUAGUUAACGGUCUUCUCACUGAUCUUGUCGAUUAUGGCUAUGUAAAAUGUGAAUAG
This is a messenger RNA of Contarinia nasturtii (swede midge), 1331 nucleotides long. RefSeq lists its product as uncharacterized. NCBI's taxonomy places the organism in Eukaryota, Metazoa, Arthropoda, Insecta, Diptera, Cecidomyiidae. Bases 69 to 1331 code for a protein of 420 amino acids. The transcript has 3 exons. The record is from RefSeq and is a predicted model, not a curated record.